UCUCCGCGACGAAUUUCGCGUACUCGUCACGUGUUUUGAAAACGCGACCUGCACUGUGGAGCUGUAGCCUCUAUUGAAGUGAUAUUAGUAACAUUUGAGCGAUUAUGUCGUUUGUGGAGGACGAAGUAUCAGACUGUGGAGUGGACUCGCGCUCGCGAUUGGAAAGCUAUGCGUUCAGUUGUGAGUUAUCUUCUGAAGUUCCAUUUUACACGUUUCAAGCAGAUGAAGAAGAAGAUGAAAAUGUGGAACAUUUCCUCGAGCUUAGGACGAUUUGUCUAGGUGACUGUGCCAAAGAGGAGAAUAACGUGGUGGAAGUGACUGCUAUGAAUCACCAAGGAAAGAAAAUAUCGGUUCCUGUAGCUAAUCUCAACAUUUCCUGCCUGCCUAUGGUAAGCCUCGGGGAGUUUGAGUUGAUGGCUCCUGUCACACUACGCCUGAAAUCUGGAUCCGGACCAGUGACCGUCAGUGGGUUACAUUUAGUUGCCACAGAGAAUGAAGAGUCUGAAAUAUCAGAUGAAGAUGAUGAUGAUGAUGAUCUCAGUGAGGAGGAAAUGCCCUCAGUCAAACCAGCAAAGAAAAAGCAGCAAGCUUAAUUUGACAUGUUUACACCAGCCAUUUCUAUGUUUUAUACAAUAUUAGAUUUAAUGUUCUGCUACGAGACGUGACGGAGGGUGGUGUAGAAUGUAAUGGAAUUUUGUAUUUUCAGAUUGUGGUUGCAAAUGUUAAAAAGAAAGGUUAAAGCCUCCAUACAGCCAUCUCUAGGAACAUUUACUUUAUGAUGAAAGUGUUUUAUUAGUUAAUACUGUUACUUAUGUGUACAUAAGUAACUGCCAACACCAAACUUCAGAUUCACUCUCAGUUGAGGGACUGAGAAUUCACACGCAGUGACACGUUCUGUGCCCUGAAGGUUGAUUCCAGAUGUACGAUCCUGUAACACACUGGAAGAUGACAGCCUGUCCAUCUUCUGCACUUAGGGAAAGCACCAGCAUUGUCCUUUACAGAUAUUUCUCUUUACAUGUUGUUUUGCUGUUUGAAAUUUUAUUUGUUUGUUUGUUUGUUUGUUUUUUGGCAAUCAGGGUUUUUAAAUCUUAGUCCCUUUUUGAAGGACUGAUAAAGUUUUGCAUGGUGCAUUUUAUGUCGAGAUCAGUCGAAGGACUUGCCAUGGUUGCCGUUUUUGUAUUUUUACAGAUUUAUUUACAGAUUCUGUAAAUAAAAUUAGUUGUUUUAGUAGAA
Molecule: messenger RNA, 1233 nt
Organism: Cyprinus carpio (common carp)
Lineage: Eukaryota; Metazoa; Chordata; Actinopteri; Cypriniformes; Cyprinidae
Product: nucleoplasmin-like protein NO29
Biological process (GO): chromatin remodeling
Cellular component (GO): nucleolus; cytoplasm; nucleoplasm
Molecular function (GO): histone binding; chromatin binding; RNA binding
Source: RefSeq, a predicted model, not a curated record